AAUUCCUCACAGUCACGAAAAAGAAAAAGACAUGGUAAAGUUUUACCAUCGCAUAUCUCUUUCUACUUUUGUUGCAUUGCCAUCCUUCUUUUAAUAAAGCUACCACUUUCUUUCUGCACGACUUACAGGCCCUAGGCUUCCUUCAUUGAGCAGUUCUUAUUUCUCUACAUCUGCAAACAAUUACCUACCUUGUAAAUCCUCUUUCUUUCGAGGAAUCGGCAUUGUCUUUCAUCAUGAACAUGAACCAGCCCAUUUCCAUAACCGACACUUUGAAGCGUCGGUUCCUGGAAGCAAUUGACAAUGUUAAAGUAGAGCCAGGCCGGUACAAAUAUGUUAUCGUUGAUGCACGCGCAGCAGAUAUUAUGGCAUCAGCAGGCUGCCACUUGGCUGAUGUUUUGGCACGAGAAGGAACUAUGUACCUUGAAAACCUGGAGAAAAGACGAUCGCCUGCAGUGAAUGUUGAAGCCAUCUACUUUGCAAUGCCGACUGAAGAUUCUGUACGACGCAUCAUCCGUGAUUUCAAGAAUGGACGACCUGCCACGUAUUCUGCUGGACAUUUGUUCUUUUUAGCAGCAAUGGAUGACAAGACAUUUGACCAUCUGCGAGCAUCCACGGACGCAAAAUACAUCAAGAGCUUGAAGGAGUUGUUUAUGGACUUCUAUGCCGUUGAAUCAAGGGUAUUUUCCUUAAAUAAUAGGAACGCAUUUUUUAAUCUCUUUUGUCCUAUGCUCAAGGAGCAGAAUCAGCAUGCAGAAAUCAAUUCUAUUUCUAAGCAGCUUAUCUCUGUGUGUGCUUCCUUACAAGUCAACCCUAUCGUGUCAUAUUAUCGUGCAAACGACUUGACGAUGCAAACCUCCAAGAAUAUUGCAAUGACUGUUCAAACUGACCUUGACGAAUAUUUUAAAGGACAACCUCGCAUCGGACUUAAGCCCCCGCAUUUGAUGAUCAUUGACCGUACGAUCGACCCCAUCACACCAAUCCUACAUGACUUCUAUUACCAGGCGCUUGCGACAGACUUGUUACCGAUCAAGGAUGGCACCAAAUAUGAAUAUAACUCAUUCAAGGAAGAUGGGACACCCUGCGAAAAAGUUGCCAUUCUGGAUGAAAACGACAAGACAUUUACAAAGAUUCGUCACAAUCAUAUCACGGACUGUAUCAAGUUUUUGAAAUCUAAUGUGGAUAGCUUUGUGGCUGAAGCAAUGAGCAAACCUACCACUGGAAACCAGUUGGAUGCAAUCAGAGAGCAGAUGGCGAAACUACCACAGUUUCAAGAAAACAAGGAGAAGUAUUCGGUUCAUCUUUCCAUCGUUAAUGAGUGCCUGGAAUUCAUCAAACACAAUAAGCUUGUUGACAUUUCUGGCUUGGAGCAAUCAUUGGCGACAGGACAACUAGCUAGUGGUGAAAUCCCGAAAUCGUUCGAUCCUGAAGUUGCAGCAUUCUUAGAUGAUAGCAGUGUCAGGAUGGUAGAUCGCUUGCGUUUAUUAAUGCUAUUUUUCAUCACCCAAGCCGUGCCCCAAGAGAUGCGAAACCAGCUUUUCCAAUUGAGUCGAUGCAAUUAUGCGGAUCGAGAUAUUGCUAAUAAUCUAGAGUUCUUGGGCGUCAAACUGGACGUGGCCGCACCGCCCCCGGCAAAGAAGUGGUGGAUCACAGAGCUGCUCAAAAAGAAAUCUGUCACGGAAGACGAUAUCGAGUAUGAUCUACCACGUUAUUCCCCUGUGAUCAAGUCUAUUAUAGAAGGAGUUGUAAACGGAACAUUAGAUCGUGACCAAUACCCUUAUACAUUAGCACCUGAUCAACUUGAAACGAUCCAAGCACGCAAGACAGUUCGCUCAUUGCGAUCAGCACAACCAACAUUCCAUCAUAAGGGCCGUCGGAACGAGCCUCAGGGGCGAUUGAUCCUGUUUAUUGCUGGAGGCGUGACAUACAAUGAAAUUCGAAUUGCCUAUGAAUCUGCUGCAGCACAUAAUUGGGACAUCUUGAUUGGAUCAACUCAUAUCAUUACUCCACCCUCAUUCAUGGACGAUAUGCGAAUGCUCCGAAAUGGGCCUCCUCCACCCCCACCUCCACCACCUCGCUCACCUUCCCCACCUCCAGAAUCACACGCUUCAUCGUCAUCAAAUAGGACUAGUGGAUCUGGUGGAAGCAACCCUUUUGCAAGUGUCAAGAAUGUUUUUGGAGGGCCUCUUAACAAACCCCCCAAAGAGCAGCCACAUCAGCAGCACCUACAACAACAGCAACAACAACAGGUUAUGCAGCCCCUCCCGCAACGACCGUCAAAUCAAUUGAACUCCAGUGACUCAUCUAGAGUUAAGGAUAAACUUAAAGGUUUCUGGAACGAGCUCAAGUAAAAAAAACCAUGCGAAUUUUAAUAAUAAACACAUAAUAGC
Messenger RNA from Lobosporangium transversale, 2387 nucleotides. Its product is annotated as Sec1-like protein. The record is from RefSeq and is a predicted model, not a curated record. Gene Ontology annotation, molecular function: syntaxin binding. Lineage: Eukaryota; Fungi; Mortierellomycota; Mortierellomycetes; Mortierellales; Mortierellaceae. Gene Ontology annotation, cellular component: plasma membrane; secretory granule. Bases 234 to 2348 code for a protein of 704 amino acids. The transcript is spliced from 11 exons. Gene Ontology annotation, biological process: vesicle-mediated transport; intracellular protein transport.